This is a messenger RNA of Plasmodium malariae, 4947 nucleotides long. Its product is annotated as conserved Plasmodium protein, unknown function. NCBI's taxonomy places the organism in Eukaryota, Apicomplexa, Aconoidasida, Haemosporida, Plasmodiidae. The transcript has 3 exons. Bases 1 to 4947 code for a protein of 1648 amino acids. The record is from RefSeq and is a predicted model, not a curated record.
AUGACUGAAGGGAAAAUACAGAAUAUUUAUUUAAAUGAAAAGAGUAAGAAACCAGGUGAGGAUAUAACCCCAAACGUGGUAGAGCAUAAAAAUGAGAAUUUAAAAAUAGCAAAAGAACAGGUAGAAGAAGAGGAAGAAGAAGAGGAAAAAGAGAAAAAAGGGCGAAAGGAAAAAGGUAGGAACAAACUCCAUAAGAAUAAUGGUGGUAACAAUAAGAGUGAAUGCUACUACGAUAAUAGUAACAGUAGUUGUUUAUUAGCUUCCAAAAAUUUUACAAAACAAAACUAUAAUAAUAGAACGAAGGAAGAGCAAAAAUUAUCAGAUCAGAAAGAAGUAACAUGUGGAAAGGAGAAAGAUGUUGAAUUGCCAAAGAAUAAAAGGAAUGGAAAAAAUGAGAAGAGCGUUAAUACGUCAAAGAGUAAACUUGAAACACUUGCUUGUACAAAUUACAUUUCAUCCCCUUCCAAUGAGGUCAAUGUAUGUAUGGGAAAUAAUGCAAUUACUAAUAAAUGUGCACAUAAUUCAAAAGAGGGGAUGGUAAAUGAUGAAAAAAUUAAAAAAAAAAAUUUAGGUAUUAUUAAUGGUCAAGUAGACCGAAGUGAAAAAGUAAAAGAGGAAAGUACGAGCGAAAGUUAUAGUUCCAAAUGGAUAAAUAUGCCUCUUCAAAAAAUGGGAAAAGGAGAGAAGGAGAUAGUAGAAAGGGGUGGAAAUACCAUCAUUCAUAGCAGCAACGGAAGCGGUAAGCGCAACAGUGGUAGUGGUCUUUGCAAUUACAGUGACGAUUGUAGCGGCAGUUACAAUGACCCGUAUAAUAGUAAAUGCGAGGCGAAUGAAGUGGGUUAUAAUACUAACGGGAAGGUAUGGUAUCAGAAGAGCACACACAAAAGUCAUACAUGCGCAGAAAAGAUUGAAGAUAUCGAUACGCAGAAUGUAAAUACAUAUGCUAAACAAGUUGAGGGUAAUGCCAACAAGACGAAGAAGCAAAGUGAAGCGGAGAAAGAGAUGGGAAAAAACGAAAAUAUUACUAGGAACAAAAGUAAACAUAUAAGUCAAAAUGAAAGUAAAAAUAUAAGUCAAAAUGAAAGUAAAAAUAUAAGUCAAAAUGAAAGUAAAAAUGAAAAAGUAAAUAUAAGUCAAAAUGAAAAUCAAAACAAAAGUAAAAAUAUAAGUCAAAAUGAAAGUAAAAAUAUAAGUCAAAAUGAAAGUAAAAAUAUAAAAUAUAGUAAAAAUAUAAGUCAAAAUGAAAGUAAAAAUAUAAGUCAAAAUGAAAGUAAAAAUAUAAGUAAAAAUAUAAGUCAAAAUGAAAGUAAAAAUAUAAGUCAAAAUGAAAGUAAAAAUAUAAGUAAAAAUAUAAGUCAAAAUGAAAGUAAAAAUAUAAGUCAAAAUGAAAGUCAAAAUGAAAGUCAAAAUGAAAAGAAACAAUCCCUUCCCAGUAAUGUGAGCAACGCGAAUGAAGUUGCUUCAGCGGAUGGCACAUACACUUCGGAUAAUAGUAAAUUUAAAAAAAAGAAAAAGAAAAAAAAGAAUUUUCAAAAUAAUCUUCAAAGAGAGGAAAAAUGUUUACAAAAAAAGGAAGAAUCUGCAGUAUGUCGAGAUAACUACCAUAUUAUGGAUAUGGAUCCUUUAACAAGUGGAAGUAAUGAUAAACAUUUAACCAUGGAUGAUGCUAAUAAUCCACUUGCACGGAAUAGCGGAGGAGAUAUACCCGAAAGUAGCAAAGGAGUAAGGAAGAAAUUCAAACUAUUGAAGCGAAACGAGAUGACAUACGAAAAUUACUCGCGUAAUAAAUUGUUUCCCUUUAACGCUAGUGGCACUGGAAUUUGUAUGGGCACCAGUAACGACAAUGGUAAAAACGCAAACAGCAAUAAUAUCGGUGAUAAACUUGGUAAUAAUAUUGGUGAUAAACUUGGUAAUAAUAUUGGUGGUGAUAUUGGAAAUAAUAUUGGUAGUAAAAUUGGUAGUAACAUUGGUAGUAACAUUGGCGGUAACAUUGGCAGUAACAUUGGCAGUAACAACGGUAGUAACAACGGUAGUAACAACAAUAAUAAUGAGCAUAGCAAAGGUAACAAUAACAAUAACAGUAUUAGUAUUAGUAAUCGCAUUAAUGACGGUAAAAAAUAUCGAAGUGGUUGCAGUGCCAAGGGGGAGAAGACGCUAGAACAACGAGAAAAGGAGUAUAACCAAAUAAGGGCACGCAUUUUUUCAAAUUUUAAUAAAAAGAAAAGCAAUUUAAAAGUGGAAGGAGAUAAAAUGAAUUACAGAAAUUAUAAUCCUGUAAGUUGUAGUACAUACUUUAAUAACAUGCAAAAUGCGAAUGAUCCGUAUGUUUUUAUGAACAAUUUUUAUAAUAAUAUAUUACCAAAUAAUAAUACUCUUAAUCAAUACUAUAUACAAAGUAAUAAUAAUACUAAUAGUAAUGUUUCUAUGUGUACUAUGAACCCGACAGGAGAUUUAUCUUCCCUUUCGUAUUACUACAACGAUACGAACAAUAAUAUUAGUAAUAUUAAUAGUAACAUUAAUAAUAUGAAUAAUAUGAAUAAUAUGAAUAGUAAUAGUAAUAGCAAUCAUAAUAGUAAUCAUAAUAAUAAUAUGCCUUACCCGAAUUACUUAUAUAAUAUGCCUAAUCACAUGAGCUUUAUGAAGAUGGGUGCAUUAAGUCCACUUGGCACCGUUACGUCUACAAACGGUAAAUAUUUCGACACUUACAAUCAAAGUAAUCCUUACGUUCCCACCAUGAUAGGUGGUAAAGUAAGCGGCAAGAUAAGUGGCGGAAUAAGUAGCGGAAUAAGUAGCGGAAUAAGUGGCGGAAUAAGUAGCGGAAUAAGUAGCGGAAUAAGUGGCGGAAUAAGCGGUACCAUUAGUAACAGUGGAAAAUGUAAUAAGAAUAAAAUGCUUGGACAGAAUAACAACGAUUUCAAAAAUAGCUGUAAGACAUCCAUUGAUAAAGCAAAGACACAUAAUAACUGUAAUUCGUAUAAUAACAGGAAUAAAAAUUUUUACGAAAUGAGUAAUACCUUGUACAAUAAUAUUUUUUUAAAUAACACAAAUAACAUAUAUAUAAAUAAGAACAUAAAUACUAAAGGAAAUAGAAACGGAAACACAAUAAAUAUCGAUAUGAAUAAAAAAAUAGAAAAAAUAGAUUCUUUUUUUAUGCCACACCCAAUAAUGAAGGAUGAAAAUUGCUACAUUAACUUAAACAGUAAAAUACAUAAUGAUUUGAAGGAAAAGCAAAAUAUAUGCCUCAAUAAAACUAAAAAUUGGAACGUUAAUAUGAAAAAGAAAAAUGUAAAAGGAACACAGAAUGGUAUAAACGACAUGUUAGAAGAGGUUCCAUUUUUCAAGGGAGGAAAUAGUGAAAGACCUGUAAGUGAAGCCGAGAAGGUCACUACCAGCGGGGAAAAUGUUAACAUUAACAGCAGUGGCAAUAAUAAUCACAGCGGAAAUAGCAACAAUAACAUGUACAGUAACAAGAACAGCUUCAAUGACAAUAGUAAGAACAACAAAAAGAAGAAAAAAAAGAAUAAAAACAAUAAGAUGGCUAUCCCCCUUAAGUGUUUUAGUAAGGACAACAACAACACUGGACAGCAAAUGGAAGAUGACAGUGUUAAUAACAAAAAUGAAAAGAUGGAUAAUAAUUACAAUAAUAACAGUAAUAGAAAUAGUAGCAGCAAUAACAAUAAUAGCAAUAAUAGCAAUAAUAGCAAUAAUAGCAAUAGUAGCAAUAAUAGCAAUAAUAGCAAUAAUAGCAAUAGUAGCAAUAAUAGCAAUAGUAGCAAUAAUAGCAAUAGUAGCAAUAGUAGCAAUAAUAAUAUCAAUUGUAGCAGUUACACCGAUAGAGAAAAAUGUAAUUACAAUGUAAAUAAAAACACAACUCUGGUACAACCAAAUAUUCAAAGUAAGGAAAAUGUAUGGCAUCCCGAUGGAAGUGCUCUUCAAAAUUGUUCAAGUAAAAAAGAAGAAAAAAGUGGAGAGGCAAACGUCGAAAGGGGCACGAAUAACACUAAUAACAGUAGCUGCAUUUAUAACGGUAGCAGUGGUAACAAUGGAGGUAAUAACAAACAAAAAGCACUCAAAAAAGUGAGUGUUGAGAAUAAUAAUUUCAUUCAAAACGACCGCAUGGAUGAACAUGCUCCUGAAAAUUUAACAAAUAAUUUAAACAGUAACUUAGAUAAACAAUUUUUUUGUAACAUGAAAUUUGCAAAUAGUAUUGUUCAUACGAACAACUUGUGCGUGUCAAAUACACCCAGUGAAACGGAAAAGAAAACACAGAUGUCUCUCCAUAUUAAUGCAAAUAAUGUACAACCAAAAGGGAAAAAGAAAAAAUAUAUGAACAAAAGAAAAAAGAAAAACGCACCCAAAAACAGCAGCAAUAAUUGUAACAAUAAUAAUGGCUUUAUGAAUAGUAGCAUUAAUAUGAACAGUAACAUUAAUAUGAACAGUAACAUUAAUAUGAACAAUAGUAUUCAUAUGAACAAUGGCCUUAAUGUGAACAGUAAUAACAAUAUUGAUAUUAGUAGUAAUAAUAAUAAUGUGGUGAUAACGAUGGGACCCCUCCUCCCUGUGAACAAAAUAAAUAAUGUUAUAUACCCUACACCAAACGUAGAUAUGAAAAUGGACGACAACAGGCCUUUUACCUAUAGUCAUACCGGCACAGUACGUAACGGUAAAGUACGUAACAAGAUAAUACAUAACAAGGCAAUGCAUAACAAGGCAAUUCAUAACACAAUGCUUCAAAAUGGAAGCGUGCAAAAUGUCAAUGUGCAUAACAACCAUGUAAAUUACAAUAUAAUGAACAACCCCCAUCAAUCGUAUUACGCCCCUUACCUAAUCAAUGACCUAGACUACUGUAGAGAUAUAUCCUUAUACGAAAAAAGAUUCGACAGAGGGAGCGACAACAUGUUACUGAACCAUAAAAGAUAUGAUGUCGACUUCCCCGCAUUACAGUGA